Messenger RNA from Closterium sp. Naga37s-1, 882 nucleotides. The record is from the annotation of a GenBank genome assembly. NCBI's taxonomy places the organism in Eukaryota, Viridiplantae, Streptophyta, Zygnematophyceae, Desmidiales, Closteriaceae.
AUGCGAGAUUCCGCUCCUCAAGACCGGCAUGCAGCUGCUCCAGCACCGUUGCCACGUGAGACAGGCACUCACCAACCCCGACCAUCCGCCGCUCCCAGCGGAGGACAUGAAGGACAAAGUCGGAUUGGAUGUCCCACUCCCGGCCCCAUAGAGUCCCCGGCUGCGGAGGAGACUCCCACAUCUCCCCGUUCCACCACCGUUCGUCGUCCUCUGGAUCAGGGGCGUCAGGAGAAAGAUCGGGAGACCGCGAUCGAGGAGGAGGGAAACGAGCAACAGGAGCGGGGUCGAGAGGAACAAGAGGCUGCUGUCGCUGAGGAAGCUCCACCGACGGAACAGCGGAAGGCACGGGGACAACGGAAGAUGCUGCUAUCGGCGGCAGGGCAGGAGCAGGAGGCACGAGAGGUGCCACAGCAGCCCGAGCCGUCAACAGAGAGGGCAGAGGAGGAGGACACGGAGAGGAGGGAACCGACGGUGGCGCCGACGAUGGCGGAGACGGCUGGGACAGUUGGGGGGACGACGCCACAGGGCCAGACAAAUGCUGCUGAGACUACUGUUGAGACGUCAACGUGGAAGUUGCUGGGACUGUUGCUGGGAGUGUUGCUGGGACGCCGGAAGCGGCGGCUGCUGGAGAAGCGGGCGGAUUAUCUGUCGCUGGAGAGCAGGGCAGCGGCGGCUCGGAGCAGAGCUGGAGCCAGCCCGCCCUGGGCUCUGGCGGGCUGGGAGCGACAGAUUGACCCAUCGAGCGCUCCUGUCGUGGCGGAUGGCGCCGAUUGCCCAUCAUCUACACGUCGUCCAGUAGCACAGGAGGACGACAAGGCGGGUCAACCCCUUGCGGAUCCGGCCGAGGGGAGGGUUUUGAGGAGGAGACGGCGAGAGCGAUAG